Caenorhabditis remanei is the source of this 669-nucleotide messenger RNA. RefSeq lists its product as uncharacterized. The record is from RefSeq and is a predicted model, not a curated record. NCBI's taxonomy places the organism in Eukaryota, Metazoa, Nematoda, Chromadorea, Rhabditida, Rhabditidae. The transcript has 4 exons. The coding region runs from base 1 to 669 and encodes 222 amino acids.
AUGGUUCAUUUAUAUUGUGAUAAUAAUGCGAACGAAGUUAUUGUUAACGACAAUACUCGAGAUAAUUCGAACAAAUUGAUGGAAACCGACAAUUUUUCGAAAGGCUCCAUAUCACGAGAAACCUCUCCUCAUCUCCAGAACUCGAAUAGAUCGGAAGGUGGCUCAGAAAGUUCGGACCAUUCGAUUGAUAAUUUGAAGACUCGAGCUUCAUCGAGCCCAUCGUCCUCAAAUCCUCACAGUCCUCUUUCUCCUCCAACCUCCAAGCUGAAUAUGCAAAUUGUCUAUGAGCAUCUGUAUGACUUUGGUAAGCCCAUUUUGGCAAAGGAUGACAUGGAACUGAUCAAGAAAGCAUAUGAUGCGAAGUUUUAUUUAAAUGGGAGUAAGCGAAACAUAACAAAGAGGGAAAGUACAACGAUAAUGGAACGCUUAUUCGGAGCAAUUAUGAUUACAGUGGAAGCGUCAUCACGCCCAUUCCCGUACAGAGAUCGCAAUGUGACCAACAUACUCGAUGCAUUUGAUAUUAUCAAAGAUAAAAUGGAUAACGAACCAAGUCUGUCAAACAAGAAGAGAAUGGCAAAAUGGAAAAAGAUGCUGAGUAAACAAGUAAGAUAUAUUUAUGACACCCAGUAUAUCAAAAACGUCACUGUUCGCAUAAUCCUUGACCAGUAA